This is a messenger RNA of Colletotrichum spaethianum, 2391 nucleotides long. RefSeq names its product grainyhead-like protein 2. Bases 1 to 2391 code for a protein of 796 amino acids. Gene Ontology annotation, cellular component: nucleus. The transcript has 3 exons. Gene Ontology annotation, biological process: regulation of transcription by RNA polymerase II. Lineage: Eukaryota; Fungi; Ascomycota; Sordariomycetes; Glomerellales; Glomerellaceae. Gene Ontology annotation, molecular function: RNA polymerase II cis-regulatory region sequence-specific DNA binding; DNA-binding transcription activator activity, RNA polymerase II-specific. The record is from RefSeq and is a predicted model, not a curated record.
AUGUUUCGCCAAAGAACAAGCGCCCAAAAACCCGGCGAUGAACUGCUGGCCACCUUUCGAAGGCAGUUCCCCGAGGUAGCUGUCACGACCACAGCACCGGUCGACGCUCAGAGCGUUGCCGUUGACAAUACCGCUAUUGUCCCGACGAUCCCAGGAGUUCAAGAAAGAAGCCACAGCCUCAGUCAUGAAGCUUUCAGGGACCAGGACCCGACUCCGAGAGCCACGAAUGAGCCUUGGAGAUUCACGCCUUCGCUGCUUGACCCAAAUUCAUUCUCCUUUACCAACUUCGCUAAUGCGCCGCCCGGUUAUUACACUCCCACACCGGGAGGGACUAAUACCAUUUACCACCCGCAAGCUGGCGAUCUGCACACUCCCACUCUGGGGCUCGGUAUGGGCCUUGGAACCCCGUUGUCGAUGCCAACGUCGGAGGGCGCGAUGAACUCCGGACAACCCAUGAUGGACCUUGCCGGUUACCAUCAGGGAAUGCACCCCCAACACUUCCAACAGCCGUUCAACCCGUUCAUUCAGCCUGCCGCGCCUCAGCAAUCCUUUGCGCCCUCAACGUUUGUGCACCAAGACACCGGCUAUGAAACUAUGGAACAGGAUGGGUCACCAAUGAAUUCCGACCCGUCUGAAGAACGAAUGGCCUCUAUCGACAGCGCGUUUCACAACUCGCCCAUGGUUGGUUUCCAGGGACGUCAGUUUGGAGGAAUGCCCAUGGCCGCAGCUCUCCCGCCAUCCGCCGAGAAGUUUCGCUUCCAUGCGACUCUCAAUGCUCCCACUGCCAUGAUCAAACACGCGGAUGAGAUUCCCGUGACAUAUCUCAACAAAGGCCAAGCGUACUCUCUUUCCAUUAUCGAUACCAACGCGACGAUACCGGUGGCCCCAGGAACCAGGUUCCGCACCUUUGUACGAAUCUCCUUUGAAGACGAGCAACAACGACAGAAGCCCGGUGUGUGCUGGGCCUUGUGGAAGGAGGGAAGAGGCACGAAUGAGGCCCACCAGAGAGGCGGCAAGUUGCAGGCCGUGGAGUAUGUCGAAGCGGGACAGCCAACUGAGGGUGACGACAAAAGAACCCGCGUGGAGCUCGAGUCAGCGUCUUUCGACGGCUUUUCGGUUGUCUGGACCCCUGGCAUCAACGGCGCUCCCGAAUGCAACAUUGCCGUUCGCUUCAACUUCUUGUCCACCGACUUCAGCCAUUCCAAGGGUGUCAAAGGCAUUCCUGUGAGGCUUUGCGCCAAGACUAGCACCUUCCCGUCCGACCCCACGCAGCCAGCCGCGGAUGCCAACCCCGAGAUUUGCUUCUGCAAGGUUAAACUAUUCCGUGACCACGGCGCUGAACGAAAACUCUCCAACGACGUGGCUCAUGUCAAAAAGACAAUCGACAAGCUGAAGCAACAGAUCGCGCAAGCGGAAAGCGGCAUGAAAGACUUUGGGAAGCGCAAGAGAUCAAGCGCCGCGGCACAGGUCAAGGGCGUGGACCAGCGGCCUGGGAAAGUGCAGAAACAUAAAAGGACGUGGUCCAUGUCUUCAGCCAGUUCAGCCGGCGGCGGGGCUCGUCCUCCUCUCGAAGAAGACUUGCAUUUCAAGCUCCAGACACUGCAGGAUAUGUUUACUAGCACCCGGCCCGUCAGCCUACUCUACCUACGCGGCGAAGAUCUCGACGACCCCGACCUACAUCCCGUCUCACUCCCUGGAGAGCAGGGUGAUCUCGCCAAAGUCGAGUCCCGUGAGGGCCCGGCGUGGCAAGCUCGAAGUGGCCGCAGCUCCGUUGCAGGCUCUUCUCUGGUCUCGCCAUCGCCGAGCUCCCUGUCCCUGGCCUCUCAAGCUUCAGCAGCGCCCAACCGACAGUGGUCGGGUUUCGACGGCGAGGGUUCGGGAGAGCCUGGUUCUCGACAAGGCUCGGACCAGCCAACCAAGGUCACCAAAACGGACGAUGCUGGUAACCUGAGUGGCUGGAUUGAGGCCCUGGGCGUGGACCCGUCGUACCGUCCGCCUCCCGAGCGCGUGGUGAAGCCUGCAGCCUGCUUCUACGUUAUGCGGCCCAACACAUCCGAGCCAGAGAAGCGAGUCUACUACCGGGCCAUCUACGUGGCUCAGAGAAACUUGAAAGACUUCAACUACCGCGUGGCCGUCAAAUGGAACAUCGACCCCUCCAAGGUUCUGCGGACUGUCCAUGUGCUCGAUCGCGGACUCGAGGUUGAAAUGGAUGACGACGUCAUCCAAGAGCUGAGAGAAGGCCAAGACAUGAUGCUUGAUAUCAAGGAAAUCGCGCCCGGCGAUUCCGUGCAGCCCAAACGCGAAUGGGACAUGGUCGUCGACCCCAACGACGGCGACGCCAUGGACCACUCGUCCACCCAAGGCGGCUACGAAUUGCGCCUCAAAUUUUAA